Messenger RNA from Echinops telfairi (small Madagascar hedgehog), 2097 nucleotides. RefSeq names its product transmembrane protein 145 (gene TMEM145). Gene Ontology annotation, biological process: G protein-coupled receptor signaling pathway; response to pheromone. NCBI's taxonomy places the organism in Eukaryota, Metazoa, Chordata, Mammalia, Afrosoricida, Tenrecidae. Bases 1 to 1503 code for a protein of 500 amino acids. The transcript is spliced from 15 exons. The record is from RefSeq and is a predicted model, not a curated record.
AUGUCUGGCAGUGGGCACCCUGGACCCAAGGACUGGGUGUUCCUGACAAGAUUUUGCUUCCUCUCGGAUUAUGGCCGACUGGACUUUCGUUUCCGCUACCCAGAGGCAAAGUGCUGUCAGAACAUACUUCUUUAUUUCGAUGACCCUUCCCAGUGGCCAGCAGUGUACAAGGCAGGGGACAAGGACUGCCUGGCCAAGGAGUCGGUCAUCAGGCCAGAGAACAACCAAGUCAUCAACCUCACCACCCAGUAUGCCUGGUCGGGCUGUCAGGUGGUGUCUGAGGAGGGAACCCACUACCUGAGCUGCUCCAGCGGCCGCAGCUUCCGCUCGGUCCGUGAGAGGUGGUGGUACAUUGCUCUCAGCAAGUGUGGGGGAGAAGGGUUGCAACUCGAAUACGAGAUGGUCCUCACCAAUGGCAAGUCCUUCUGGACUCGGCACUUCUCGGCUGAUGAGUUUGGGAUUCUGGAGACGGAUGUGACUUUCCUCCUCAUCUUCAUCCUCAUCUUCUUCCUGUCCUGUUACUUUGGCUAUUUGCUGAAAGGUCGCCAGCUACUCCACACAACUUAUAAAAUGUUCAUGGCAGCCGCGGGAGUAGAGGUCCUGAGCCUCCUGUCUUUCUGCAUCUACUGGGGCCAGUAUGCCACCGAUGGCAUUGGCAACGAGAGUCUGAAGAUCUUGGCCAAGCUGCUCUUCUCCUCCAGCUUCCUCAUCUUCCUGCUGAUGCUCAUCCUCCUGGGGAAGGGAUUCACGGUGACACGGGGCCGAAUCAGCCACUCAGGCUCGGUGAAGCUGUCUGUCUACAUGACCCUGUACACCCUCACGCAUGUGGUGCUGCUCAUCUACGAGGCUGAAUUCUUCGACCCAGGCCAGGUAUUGUACACCUACGAGUCGCCAGCAGGCUAUGGGCUCAUCGGGCUUCAGGUGGCGGCCUACGUGUGGUUCUGCUACGCCGUGCUGGUCUCCCUACGCCACUUCCCCGAGAAACAGCCCUUCUACGUGCCCUUCUUUGCUGCCUACACCCUCUGGUUCUUUGCUGUUCCGGUCAUGGCCCUGAUCGCCAACUUUGGGAUCCCCAAGUGGGCCCGGGAGAAGAUCGUCAAUGGCAUACAGCUAGGAAUCCACUUGUAUGCCCACGGUGUGUUCCUGAUCAUGACUCGCCCGUCGGCGGCCAACAAGAACUUCCCCUACCACGUGCGCACGUCGCAGAUCGCGUCGGCCAGCGCCCCGGGCCCCGGGGGCAGUCAGGCCGGGGCCAAGGCCUUCCCGCAGCACGUCUACGGCAACGUGACCUUCAUCAGCGACUCGGUGCCCAACUUCACGGAGCUCUUCCCGGGCGCGGCCUCCCCGCCCUCUCCCGCCGGGCUCCCUAAGUCGGUCGACCGGGGCUGGGAUGGCCCCUCGGCGCCCUACCAGCCGCUCGUGCCCCAGACGGCGGUGCCGCACACCGGCUUCACCGAAUACUUCAGCAUGCACACGGCCGGGGGCACCGCUCCCCCGGUCUGACCGCCCUUGUCCCCCCACUGAGCCCCACCCCCCGUGGGCCGCGCGCUGGGGCCCGGAGCCCCCGCACUAUCCCAGCCCCAGGCUCGGCAUCUCACCCACCCCGGCCCCACCCAGCCCCCCUGCUCGCCCAGGUGAGGGUGCGCUGCGUCCCGGUCCCGGUCCCGGUCCCGCCCCCCUCCCCUACUCCUGUGCCAAACGGUCCCGCGGGAGCCGCUCUCCCCGUCCCCUCCCUCAGCCCCCGCCUCAAGCGGCGCCGGAUUCUGGGCUUCCGCUGUUCCGUGACCUCCGGCCCCCCGCCCCCCUCCGAGACCUCUGACCCCACCGGACCCCGGGACCCUCGCGACGACCGCCAGGACCCUGCCCAAGACUCCAGGACUCCGCGACCUGGGACGGAUAUUGCGAAGCCGAUGUCUGCUCUGCUCUGACAACCCUCCCCGGACCCUCUGUGACCUCGGACCCAGUUCCGCCUCCCCCGACCUUGACCUUCGACCUUGGAUCCAUCUCAGGGGGGCCUGCCCUCAGGUCCCAGGCUGAAGGACUUGCCCCCACCCCUUUGCCAAAAUAAAAAGGAUUCGUUGAGUUUUUACCCAUAAA